Messenger RNA from Sycon ciliatum, 4708 nucleotides. Its product is annotated as myotubularin-related protein 2-like. The transcript has 2 exons. NCBI's taxonomy places the organism in Eukaryota, Metazoa, Porifera, Calcarea, Leucosolenida, Sycettidae. Gene Ontology annotation, molecular function: phosphatidylinositol-3-phosphate phosphatase activity; phosphatidylinositol-3,5-bisphosphate 3-phosphatase activity. Gene Ontology annotation, cellular component: membrane; cytoplasm. Gene Ontology annotation, biological process: phosphatidylinositol dephosphorylation. The record is from RefSeq and is a predicted model, not a curated record. The coding region runs from base 354 to 3884 and encodes 1176 amino acids.
CUGCAACACUGGCAACAGAACAGGCAAGGAGUUGUACAAGCAUCGACGAUUCGUGUGUUUGGCCAGUCCAAGUGACAGUCAGCUCCUGAUGACUGAUGGCCACCACCAGGUAUCCCACGGUGUUGAAGCCAGCUGCCCUAGCUGAGACCAUGGAGACAGUGGAAGCCGGAGCUGGAGUUCAAUGACACCAAAAUCCUAACUCUACAGACUCAGUUCUGGUCGGUGUCUACCGGCGUCCGAGAAGUGAGCAACCAAAGAUCAGAGAAGUUUUUGUUCCUGCUGUCGAGGGUUGUAAAAAAUAUCGCUUCCUGACACGUUUGUGCGUGUGUGGUCGAGACCACUGGCCGUCCUUCAUGUCCUAUUUCGCCCGGCCUGUGGAGGUUGGAGAUGCUACCCUUCUACCAGGAGAGGUGCUUGAGGGCUCUGCAAGUGAGGUGACAUACCUCUGUCCCUUCAAUGGACCCCAGCAGGGUAUUCUCUAUGUCACCACGUACAAGAUCUCGUUCAUCGCCACUGAGAAAGAGCCACACCGCAAGUACAAUGCUCCCGUGGGCUUCAUACACUCUGUGGAGAAGAUGGGUGGUGCGUCCAGCAAAGGAGAACAUUCCUAUGGGCUAGAGAUCCAGCUGAAAGAGUUCCAGAGCUUUCGAUUUGCUUUCAAGCAAGAGGGCCAUUCGCGGCGAGAAGUGUACGAUGUCUUGUUGAAGAUAGCGUUUCCAUUGAACAAUGGCCGGGAGCUGUUUGCCAACAUCUACUUUGAAAAUCUGCCAUCAAGCAAAGAUGCGGCAAGCAGUGGUUGGGACUAUUUUGACAUGAAGCAGGAGCUGGGUAGGAUAGGCGUGCCGUGCGAGCAGUGGCGCUUGACGAGCAUCAACGAAAAGUACAGUCUGUGCAGCACGUACCCGUCUGUGUUCGCCGUGCCGGCGAACGUGCGCGACUCCGAGCUGCAGGCGGUCGCCGCGUUCCGCAGCCGCGCCAGGCUGCCCACCCUCGCCUGGCUGCACCCGGAGAACCGCACCAGCCUGACGCGGGGCUCGCAGCCCCUCGUCGGCAAAUUUGGAAAGCGCUCCAAGGAGGACGAGAUGUACCUGACCGCAAUCAGCAAGGCCAAUCCUAGAUCAGAUAAGCUACUUAUCAUGGAUGCACGACCCCGGCUUAAUGCCCUCGCCAACAAGGCAAUGGGUGGUGGAUAUGAGGAUGAGGAAAACUACAAAACCGUGGAGCUCAUAUUCUUGGAUAUUGGCAACAUACACGUCAUGCGUGACAGCUUACGCAAACUAAAGGAGGUCUGCUCGUCGGCAAAUGAUGAGUCACGUUGGAUGUCACUGCUCGAGAGCUCGCGCUGGCUUGAUUACAUACGCCUGAUCAUGGCGGGUGCAUUGCGCAUCGUGGACCUGAUGGAUCGCAGUCAAGUGUCGGUGUUCGUCCACUGUUCCGACGGCUGGGACCGUACGUCGCAACUCUGCUCGCUGGCCAUGGUGCUCAUGGAUCCGUACUACCGCACCAUCUCCGGCUUUGCUAUGCUGAUCGAGAAAGAGUGGCUGUCCUUCGGCUACAAGUUCCACCAGCGCUGUGGCCAUGGCGAUCGGCACAGUGGUGACGAGCAGAGGGCUCCCAUUUUUGUCCAGUUUGUUGACACCGUUUGGCAGGUGAUGCAGCAGUUUCCUAGCGCAUUCGAAUUCACCGAGCAAUACUUGCUGACUAUUUUGCACCACCUUCACUCAUGUCUCUACGGUACAUUUCUCUGUGACAAUGAGCGAGAGCGCCGCAGUAUCCGCCAGAAGACUGCAUCGCUGUGGUCCGAGCUUGAGCGUGAACGCGAGCGCUACCGCAAUCCGCUGUAUACCAGCUAUAUGCACAACCAGGCACUGUACCCGGUUGCCACCAUUCGCCGGCUGCAGUUCUGGGCGAGCCACUACACGCGCUGGAGUCCACGCAACAUUCGAUCGUCGGGCAGUUCGUAUUCCAACUCUGAACUGCACGCAAUGUGUACCAGCCUGGAGGCACAUUGCGAGGAGCUUCAAACGCAGCUAGACGAAAAGCAAGCCAGUGAGUUUCAGAACCGCUCCACUCCCGAAAUUUCCGUAUCGACAGUUACCGACAUGUCGCAGUCUGCCAGUAAAACUAGCGUGAGCGAGGAGCAGAGUGUCGAGAGUCGGUUUCUGCUAGAGGCUAAUGAGAAGCUUGCUCAGCCCGGAGACCCUCUCCUGCUACCCGGAGAGUCCAUGCAGGUGGCUGCCAAGCAUGUGUCCCUUGUUUGCCCGUACAAUGGCGUUUUGCCGGGAACGCUGUUUCUCAGCACAUACAAGAUGACGUUCACUACAACAGAGUCAGAACCACAGUUGACUUACGUGGCUCCAAUGGGUGCUGUCCACACUGUGGAGAAGGUCGGUGGUGCCAGUAGUAAGGGUGAAUUCGCUUAUGGACUGGAAGUGCAGUUCAAGGAUUUCAGGACGUUCAGGUUCGCCUUCAAGCAAGAGGGCCACUCGCGCCGUCUCAUUUUCGAAACGAUGCAACGAUUAGCAUACCCGCUGUCGAGUGGCCGGCCGCUGUUCGCGUACGAGUAUGGUGUGUGCGCUGUUCCCCCUAGUGGGGAGACUAGUCCCGCAGCCCAGUUCGACAUGAAGGCUGAGCUCGCACGAAUUGGAGUCCCAUCGGAAGAGUUCCGGCUGACGACGCUUAAUGAAAACUAUGAACUUUGUGCAUCCUACCCACCCGUCCUUGCUGUUCCAGCAUCAGCCACAGAUGACCAAGUGAAGGACGCCACAGCGUUCCGUAGCCGCAACCGACUGCCGGCCUUUUCCUGGAUGCACGCAGAAAACCGCUCAUCGCUGUUCCGCGGAUCCCAGCCGCAAGUUGGCAAGUUUGGAAAGCGAAGCAAGGAGGACGAGGCUUUCCUGUUAGAGAUCGCCAAGGCCAACCCUCAAACGCAGAAGCUUGUUAUUCUGGAUGCUCGGCCAAAGUUGAACGCCAUAGCCAACAAGGCUAUGGGCGGUGGCUAUGAAGAUGAAGAGGCCUAUGGCAUGGAUCUGGUAUUUUUGGACAUUGGAAAUAUCCAUGUAAUGCGCGAUAGCCUGAAGAAGCUGCGUGACAUGUGUCAUCCGACCAUCGAGGACACGCAUUGGCUGUCCAAUCUAGAGGGCACACACUGGCUGGAACACGUUCGCCUGGUGCUGGUCGGAGCUAAUCGUAUAGUCGAGUACAUGGACGGCAGCGGCGUGUCUGUCUUCGUUCACUGCUCCGACGGCUGGGAUCGGACAUCGCAGCUCUGUGCUCUGGCGAUGAUGUUGAUGGACCCGUACUACCGGACGAUAGCGGGUUUUAGCGUGCUGAUUGAGAAGGAAUGGCUUGCGUUCGGCCACAAAUUCCAGCAGCGUAUUGGUCAUGGGGACAAACACAGUGGUGACGAGCAGCGUUCGCCAAUCUUUGUUCAGUUCAUUGAUGCCGUGUGGCAGAUCACCAACCAGUACCCGUGUGCAUUCGAGUUCAACGAGCACUUUCUGCUGACCAUUCUGGACCACCUGUUUUCGUGCCUGUAUGGCACCUUCCUGUGCAACUCGGAGAAAGAGCGUGCCGAGGAGGUGAAGGACAAGACGAUCUCCCUGUGGACGGACGUUGCCAAGAACCAGGAGGAGUAUAUGAACCCGCUGUACUCCAGCAGCGGCUACAGCUGUGUGCUGCACCCGUCGGCGUCCAUGCGCCGCCUGCAGUUCUGGCCUGGGUACUACACGCGCUGGAACCCGGAGAUGCGGCCACACAAGUCCGAGCACGACCGCUCGCAGGAGCUCUACCGCAUCUGCUUGCAGCUCAAGAAGCAGUGUGCCAGCAUGCAAAAGCAACUUGAUGAGAAAGAUGCGUGCACAGACGCGCCACUCGAUCCCUAGAGGUGAGAACAGUGUGUAUGUGCAACGUGCAGAGCUCUAGUGUGUUUUGUCCUGUAUGAACUCUGACAUGUUUGUCGUGCCCUUAUUCUAUCAGGGGUUUUUUAAUUUUUUUAAUAGCUGACUGGUUUGUCCUGUGCUAGCUGUUGUUUGGCUGCUCAUUGGGCACCUGCCCUGCCGUACCGAUCUUUAGAAAUGCUUGUACCAAUGUAUAUAGUCUUGACACGGUUUCUCCUCCCCUGUCGUUUGGCUGGUUUCCUUUAGGUAUUGUGCGAUGCAUGCGUUUGUGUGUGUGUGUGUGUGUGUGUUCUUGAUGACGUGUGAGCCCGUGUACGUGUGUGUCUUUGUCUUUGUCGCGGGUGGUGAUGUGUGUGUGCACAUUGAGAGUACUCUCCCUUUUCUCUAAGUUUACCAGACACAGUCCUAUCGCGGGGUUUCCAUUCUUAAUUCUGUUGACUUAGCUUAUCUGCCUGCUGUAUUCAGGCGUACUUUGCAACCUCAGUUUAAUGUUAGACUUGUGUCAACCUCUACGGCGUCUCGUCCGUUCUUUCACUGAGUUUUAAACUUUCCCCGGUAUAUCAUGUUACUUUUUUUUACACUAGGUUAUACCUCUUACCCGGUCAUUUUAUUCUCCUCUAACCUAAGACCUUCUGGUCUUCUUGACAACGUCUGUCAUUGCCUUGAAAACGCACUACUGUCUUGUAUCGAUCUCGUUCUCUCCUCGCCCUGCAGGCAUAAUGAAUCUGACCUUGUUUUUGUUUUUUUGUUGUUCUUGACCAUGAAGAUACCCAUCUUCGAUUCUUGAGCCAUGCACGUGCACCUGCUCA